Molecule: messenger RNA, 768 nt
Organism: Australozyma saopauloensis
Lineage: Eukaryota; Fungi; Ascomycota; Pichiomycetes; Serinales; Metschnikowiaceae
Product: putative serine hydrolase
Exons: 1
Coding region: 1-768 (255 amino acids)
Cellular component (GO): cytoplasm; nucleus
Molecular function (GO): hydrolase activity
Source: RefSeq, a predicted model, not a curated record
AUGCCAAAGCUACUUUGUCUUCCCGGAUUUCUUCAGAGCGGCAGUAUUUUUGCUGAAAAGUCAUCCGGUCUCAGAAAGACCCUUUCUAAAAAGUUUGGGUAUGAGCUCACCUACAUCGAUCCCCCUGUGACCAUUUCCAGUCUCGAUAAGCUACAAUUUCCCUUAGCACCAACAGCCGAAGAAGCACAAGAGAAAUGGAAGGAUGUCGAGAAAGCCAAUUGUAAUCGUUGUUGGUGGAUUCCUGAAGGUUCGGAUCCAUACGUUGGGUUCAAUCAAUCGCUAGAGACUGUAGUCAACUACAUCAAAGAAAAUGGCCCGUACGAUGGAAUUGUCGGAUUCUCGCAAGGUGCAGCUAUGGCCGCAAUUGUUGCCAAUUCUAUAGAAAGACUUUUGCCGGAACACGGUCCGUUCCGAGUAGCCGUGUUGUUCUCCUCUUUUGCCUUUGUCCAACCUUUGGACAGCUCGGUCAACUUAUCCGAUUUGCAUUCUCUGGUUUCAGAUAUGAGCCAGUAUACUAAGAUGGUGAAGCUCUACGAAGGAAUGGAGCAAUACUUUACUCCAGGUUCUUCCCAUACUAAAUUCAUCUCCGUAAUGGGUUCUCAAGAUAUGGUUGUGCCUGCCAUCCGUACAGAGUAUUUCCAUGCUUUGUAUCCCGAAAUCGAGGUCGUACAGCAUGAUGGAGGCCAUUAUGUGCCAAAUAAAAAGGCCUUCUUGACUCCUCUUGUGGAGCUGAUAGUGAAGGCAGUAGACUCAAAACCUGCUCUUUAG